Messenger RNA from Eptesicus fuscus (big brown bat), 1676 nucleotides. RefSeq names its product zinc finger protein interacting with ribonucleoprotein K-like. The record is from RefSeq and is a predicted model, not a curated record. Bases 1143 to 1559 code for a protein of 138 amino acids. The transcript has 5 exons. Lineage: Eukaryota; Metazoa; Chordata; Mammalia; Chiroptera; Vespertilionidae. Gene Ontology annotation, biological process: regulation of DNA-templated transcription.
GGUGUGUUGUUCACAGAGUCACUGGCUUCAGGACACUGGACUGAGUAGGAGGAGGCCUGGGAGGCCGCUGCCUGCGGUGCAGGGUGUGUCUGAGGCCCCUGCAUCCCCAACAGACCGAGAUCGGGGUCCCCCUGCCUCCCGGACGCCUCUCCGCUCUCAGCGUUCCCGCAGCCUGACCCCCCUGAACCCUCCAGCCUGGGGGCCGGUGCCGCUCAGGUCCUGCCGCCCAGGUCCCAGCGUCCGGAAUGACGCAGCCAAAGCCUCACACUCUCUCCAUCAUCAAAAUACCAGUGGCCUGCGCCAGCAGUUUCGUAUCACAAAGGAACAGGCUUGACAAAUUGUUAAACUCUGUCCUCAAUGCCCUCUAACUACAUUCAUUCCUCCCACAGAAGGAGUCAAUCCGCGAGGCUCCAAAUCAGGCCAACUGUGGCAGAUGGAUGUAACCCAUAUCCCAUCUUUUGGAAAACAAGCUUAUGUCCAUGUUUCUAUUGACACUUUUUCUGGUUUUAUUUUUGCAUCUCCUCGUACAGGAGAAGCUGUUAAACAUGUUAUUACUCACUGUUUACAAGCUUUUACUUUCCUAGGUAUCCCCCAUACCAUUAAAACUGACAAUGGUCCAGCUUACACAAGUAUAGCAUUCCAGAAGUUUUGUAUUACUUUUCAAAUCCAGCAUAAAACAGGUAUCCCAUACAAUCCUCAAGGGCAGGGAAUAGUUAAACGAGCUCAUCAGACUUUAAAAAGACAAAUUGAAAAAAUAAGGAAGGGGGAGUAUGUAGAUACCCCUGCUAAUAUACUUAACAGAGCUCUUUAUCCCCUUAAUUUUUUAAAUAGUGAAGCUCAAGGUAAAACUGCUGCGGAACGACAGUGGUCCUCACUGUCCAGUUCCCGCCCUCGGGUACAAUGGAAGGACUUACUGACAGGACAAUGGCAUGGCCCCGACCCUGUUCUGAUAUGGGCGCGGGGGUCUGUUUGUGUAUUUCCUGAAGGGGACUCUGAGCCCCGUUGGAUCCCCAGCCGCUUUGUCUGGCCCUUCCAAGGUCAAGAUAGAGGACAAAGUAGAACAAGAACUCACUCCACCAUUCAAGAGACUACGGGUCAGCCCACUAGCGCCCGUGCAGCCACCGCCGCCACAGAGAGCACGGAUGACUCGGAGGACAUCUCCACCAACCUGGGGACAGUUGAAGAAGCUGACAGCGGAGGCCAAGGCCAUGGUCAAUCGCCAAGGAGCACAACGAACUGCUGAGACUUUGUUUCUUGCCAUGCUGUCAAUUCUGGCUGUUCAGGAUGUGAACUUUGAGGACGUGGCCAUUGCCUUCUCUCAGGAGGAGUGGGGGCUCCUUGAUGAGGCUCAGAGACUUCUCUACUGCGAGGUGAUGCUGGAAGUGUUUGCACUUGUGUCAUCUGUAGGUUGUUGGCAUAAAAUGGAUGAUGAGGUGGUCUGUUCUGAUGAGAGUGUAUCUAUACAAGGAGAGUCACAGGACAGGGCUUCUAAGACAGCUCUAGCCACCCAGAAGACCCUUCUCUCUUCAAUCGGGGAGCUAAAAGCCAAAAGACAGUGACUGACAGGGGCCAGCACCUCAGUACCUAACAGGAAGCCCAGGAUUAGCAGACAGAACAGAAGAGUGGGAUCCUCCACCAGCAGCCAUGGGGCACUAAAACUCAGCUGAUGUGAAUGA